Messenger RNA from Owenia fusiformis, 1266 nucleotides. The record is from the annotation of a GenBank genome assembly. NCBI's taxonomy places the organism in Eukaryota, Metazoa, Annelida, Polychaeta, Sabellida, Oweniidae.
UUUACACUGAACUGCAUUCUUUAUUCAUGUAAUUUAUUUCAUUGCAUUUUUCAAAGUAGUACGUAUAUUUAACAUGCAUUUUACCCAGGUAAAAGUCUCUUAGCUGACAAACAAAAAUACGGGUGUCGCUAGUAAAACAUUUUGAGCUGAUAAACAAUGAUUAUCCGCUUGGCAUUGUGGGAAAAUAUUGCCGCCAUAUUUGAAUAGAAAACAAAUUGUUCAAAUAUCCAUCUAUUUUGCAUUUAUUUAUGCCUAAAUUGACUUCUAGCCAUACAAAUCAAAACAGAGAGACUGUGUAAUGACAAAAUGUGAUAUCAUUGAUAGUAUUUAUGACUGUCAAAAUGGAUAAAAACUGUAAUCAAUCGAUUGUAAAAGUAGAUGAAACAAGUUCAAAACUAGAAAGUGAAAUCGAAAGUGAAAUAUUUUCCACUCCAAAGCUAAACAAAGUGAUUAAAUCCACGUCAAAAAGGAUUUCAUCCUACAAAAAACUUACUGAUACCUUCAAGUCUCCUGUAGUAAAACAAACUAAUGAAAAGAGGACUGGCCAAACUGCAGAUUCUUUGCAGUCAGAGAUUGAUGAAUUGUUGAGAAAAGAGAAUGAACUGGAUACAGAAAUAAAUCUGCUUGAACAACAAGAUCUCCAUGAGGAUGAACUAGCUAAUCAUAUAACCAUGCUGCAUAAAUACAAUGAAAUGAAAGAUAUUGGACAGAUGCUGUUAGGACGUAUUGCUCAUCAACAAGGAACAACAACGAAAGAUUUAUAUGAAAGGUACAACAUAGAUCUAAAUGAUGACUAACAAAAAGGCAAAAUUGAAAACCAGGCACCACUUUUAAUGUAAGAAGUGCCUUGACGUGUCAAGUAAGAAUCCCCUGUGCUGGAAUCGUGGGAAGUCAUGGAUCGUAGCGUGAUAUAUGAGAUACUGGAAAUAGCAAGAGAAACAGUAAUUACACAGCCUAUAUACAUACGGGAUUUAUGGAUAGAUAAUAUCUGAGUGAUUAUUGAAUUGAAUUUGAGAAACAUUAGGCUUAGGCCUGGAGAUCAGUUUCUUAGAGUGUAUGUUACCAAAAGAUCCUGUUCCUUAAAGUUUUCACAUAGCCCUUGUGCUUAACUCUUAAAAUAAAACCUGCCUUUACAGGGUGUCCAAAAAACAGGACCGUAAGAAAGUUGAAUAAUUCGGUCAAUUUUGCAUAUUUUGCCUUGAAAUUUUAGAAUUAUUUAGUUCAUUCAAUGUGAAUCUUGAUUUUAGAUUAUUUGAGACAAAGGGC